AUGCAGUUUCUUCAGAAAUUGGGUUUCUUCUGCAUUCAUGCAAGUGUUCUUCUUCUUCUUGUUUCACCACUCGUCAGCUCAUCUCAAGAACACACAAAAGGUGCAAGCAGUCACAAGGACAACAAUAUUCAUGAGCAGACGAGCCACAAACUAUUGUUUGAAAUCACACUCCAUGGGUUUCUUCUUUGGGCUUCAAUGGGGUUCUUGAUGCCUCUAGGAAUACUUGCCAUUAGAAUGUCACACAGAGUGGAAUGUGGAAGAAGGCUCAGAAUUCUCUUCUAUGUUCAUGGCUUAUCAGAGCUGCUCUCCGUACUUCUUGCAACAGCAGGAGCAGUAAUGUCCUUCAGAAACUUCAACAACUCCUUCAAUAAUAAACACCAAAGGGUUGGGGUAGGCCUGUAUGGUCUAAUAUGGUUGCAAGCGCUGAUAGGGUUUGUGAGGCCAGAGAGGGGAUCCAAGGGAAGAAGCAUAUGGUUUUCUGUGCAUUGGAUACUUGGAAGUGCAGUUUCCCUGCUUGGGAUCCUCAACGUAUAUACAGGUUUACAAGCCUACCAUGAGAAGACAUCAAAAGGCAUAAGGCUUUGGACCAUAAUUUUCACUGCUGAGUUCUGUUUCAUUGCCUUCUUCUACCUAUUCCAAGACAAAUGGGUGUAUAUACGAAAGCAAGGAGUGAUUUUGGGUAGUGAGCCAGUAAGGCCCACAAUAGAUCAAGUGGUUUUGCCACCAGAAAAGCAAAAGGAAUUAGUGACAGAUUCUUGUUAA
This is a messenger RNA of Prunus armeniaca (apricot), 762 nucleotides long. The record is from the annotation of a GenBank genome assembly. NCBI's taxonomy places the organism in Eukaryota, Viridiplantae, Streptophyta, Magnoliopsida, Rosales, Rosaceae.